AUGAAAGUACUGUCGCAACUGCUGGGAAGAUACUCCAACAACCACAAACCGCUGAUUUUGUUUCGUCUGCCAGAUACAGACAUAUUGUUCUAUCGGCUAUCCGACAUUGAACCCAUCUUCAAAUUACCGCCUUUAUCCUACAAGAAACUAGCAUUCAAAAACUGCUAUCGCGACAAUGAAGACACCUAUCUCAACACCCAAGUGCUAUCAGACAUUGCAGGCCAAUUCAAUAGACACUUGCUCGCUGAAUUAUGUAAAUUAAAGCCAAACGACUACAAUGUGGGUUUGGCAGAUGCGAUCCUUCAGACGUUUCCUGAAUUCAAAAGAGCUCCCAAAGAAGAACACAUUUGGGAAUCAGUGCAAUUGCCGUUGGAGAAUCUAGAGGAUAUCAUUGAUAGAGAGGUAAAGACAGAGCCAUCGUCACCACCGUCUGUGAAUCAGGUUAUUCCAGAGACAACAAGAGGCCAGAAUGCCAUGGCGUUGGACAAAGUGUUGCUCAACACGAGUGAGCUUAGAAGACAGAGUGCUUUGGACUUGGAGAAGCCUGCCAAGAAGCAAAAGACAUCCAACGGGCCCGAGCGUGAAAAGAGACCUCACUCUUUAUCUGCAGUAACAACAGCAACCACUUCUGCAGCAGCAACUGGCACAAAGCACAUUCGCAAAUUACACUCGUAUCCACCCAUCAUCAACCAAGAUCAAACACCUCAGCAGCCACAGCAACAACAGCCCAGUGAUGGUGCUAUGGUUUCUAACAAAAAGCGACUCUCCAUCAAGCAUAAGAAUGCUCUCAAUCUCACCAUUUUCGCUCCUUCUUACAGCGAACAACUCACAGGCGUACGAUCUGCACCAAUUAACUCUAAUUUCAAUAAAUCAGCACAGCCACAACAUCAAUUGCAGCAACAACAACAUCACUAUCAACAGCAUCAGCAGCACCCACACCAUCAUCACCAGCAACAGCAGCAACAUAAAUAUGCUGUAGGUUCAUCUCAUCUCGCUCCAGCUUCUGCUACCAUCUCCAGGCCUCCUUAUCAUCAUCAAUCAUCGCCCAGAAGACAUGAAUUUGCCAUCCCUCCUAUUGUGCCCUCUCAGCAGCAGCCACCUCACACCGCACAUCCUACAAGCAGAGAAAACAUAUCUUAUCAACAGUACAUGGCAUCCCCAUCAUUGUACGGAAGUCAUCCUCAUAGCAAACCCCAUCCACCACCACCACCUCCAACCACGUCUGUUGCUGCUGCUGCUGCUGCUGCUGCUGCUGCUGCUGCUUAUAGUCAUGUACAAACCAAGAGAAAUUAUGAAUCGCAACCACAGAUUGCAGUAACAGCUGCAAGUGUGCCUUUGCCACCAAAGACACCUACUACCAACUCUUUUGCAGCCCUUCAACGUCAACAAUAUUUACAGCCUUUCGAGCAUUUAUUUGAUACCAUUGAAACCACCCGCACAUUGAAAUCCACAUUGGACGAUCAAAUCAGACGAUCCUCCUCACUCAUGCAGACAUUGCAAGCAUCAGCAACCACGAUUGAAGGAUUGGUCAGAAAUCAGGUCAAGGAAGCACAAUGGGAAAUGAUGACACAGAUGGAACAAACCGUGGAAGGGCUUGUGCGUCGUAUUGAGGCUAUUGAGAACCGUCUGGACCGUGCUUCUGCUCAUCAGAACACUACUGCUAACUCGACUCUGACAAGCACCAAGAGCCACAAGAGAUUACCUGAACAACACAACUCGGCAUCGCUACCAUCUCCUUUACCCAGCGCUACGACAAAAGAGGAACGUGCAGCAGCUGAGGAUUUAGUUGCUUUCUCAGAGAAAAGAAGAGAGAAUUAUCACCAGCCUCCUGCCUCGCUCUCAUCGUCGGAUGAGCUUCAAACACCUCCUACCAUUGUUCGAUCUCAAAACGACAUUGGACCUCAGGAAUAUCACAACAUGUUGAACACGUUGAGGGAUCGUCUUGAUCGUUUAGAGAGACAAAUUGAAACAUAA
Mucor velutinosus is the source of this 1974-nucleotide messenger RNA. RefSeq names its product diacylglycerol O-acyltransferase 1. The transcript is spliced from 2 exons. NCBI's taxonomy places the organism in Eukaryota, Fungi, Mucoromycota, Mucoromycetes, Mucorales, Mucoraceae. Bases 1 to 1974 code for a protein of 657 amino acids. The record is from RefSeq and is a predicted model, not a curated record.